Polypterus senegalus (gray bichir) is the source of this 2166-nucleotide messenger RNA. It is a transcript of the gene chrna11, whose product is annotated as cholinergic receptor, nicotinic, alpha 11. NCBI's taxonomy places the organism in Eukaryota, Metazoa, Chordata, Cladistia, Polypteriformes, Polypteridae. The coding region runs from base 330 to 2096 and encodes 588 amino acids. The transcript has 10 exons. The record is from RefSeq and is a predicted model, not a curated record. Gene Ontology annotation, biological process: signal transduction; regulation of membrane potential; chemical synaptic transmission. Gene Ontology annotation, molecular function: acetylcholine-gated monoatomic cation-selective channel activity; transmembrane signaling receptor activity. Gene Ontology annotation, cellular component: postsynaptic membrane; neuron projection; synapse.
GGCGUUAUAGCGGAUCGUUGUGACAGCGCUUUUUCAAGAAGACGAGAAGAGGCAAGAAGUGAAGGAAAGCCGGUCGCUGCACAUCUCCGCUCCCAGACCCUCCCCCUCACCCCGCCCCCUCCAGCUCGCAGCCCCUACUCCUCAGCCUGCUGUCAGAGCGAGCACGCGUGAGGGAUUAUUGGAGUGCCGCUCCGCUCUUCUCGUUUUGCCAGCGCUGUCUUUUUUCAGGACUGAUUUUGCACAUCAUCAUCCCUUUGCCUUUCUGUCUUUCUUUCACUUGCCGGACUCCCAUUGGGAGCGACCCUCUGCCCGCCUGCUCCCCUGAGACCAUGGGGCUCCCCUUGUGCCUCCGCUUGGCUGUCAUCGCCGCUUUCCUGCCAGUAACCCUCCAAGGUCCACACCAGCGCACAUUGCUCAAAGAGCUACUCAAGGACUACAACAGGAUGGAGAGGCCCGUGGCCAAUGACUCACAACCCCUCACAGUACACUUCUCUCUGAGCUUAAUGCAGAUCAUGGAUGUGGAUGAAAAAAACCAAGUGCUGACAAGUAAUAUCUGGCUUCAAAUGUACUGGUAUGACCAUUACCUACGAUGGAAUCAGUCUGACUAUCCAGGGGUGAAGAAUUUGCGUUUUACCACAGACCAAGUGUGGACUCCUGAUAUCCUGCUCUAUAACAGUGCUGAUGACCGUUUUGAUGCCUCUUUUAAAACAAAUGUACUAGUGAAUUCCAGCGGAUAUUGCCAAUACCUUCCUCCUGGAAUCUUUAUGAGUACCUGCAAUGUGGAUGUCCGCUGGUUCCCUUUUGAUAUCCAGAAAUGUGAGUUAAAGUUUGGCUCGUGGACCUACGAUGGUUGGCUGCUGGACCUGCAGAUGAAUGAUGCAGAUAUUUCAGGAUACUUACCCAAUGGAGAAUGGGAUCUAAUAGGAGUGCCUGGUAGCCGCAAUGAAAUCUUCUAUGACUGUUGCAAGGAGCCCUAUCCAGACAUAACCUUCUAUGUUACAAUUCGUCGACGCACUCUGUAUUAUGCACUGAACCUGCUGAUACCCUGCGUUCUCCUGUCUUCCAUGACACUUCUGGUAUUCUUACUACCAGCUGACUCUGGAGAGAAGAUAUCACUGGGCAUCACGGUGCUUCUGUCUCUCACUGUCUUUAUGCUACUUGUAGCUGAAAUAAUGCCAGCAACCUCUGACUCCAUCCCUCUUAUAGGUCAGUACUUUGCCAGUACGAUGAUCAUAGUGGGCCUCUCCGUUGUAGCAACAGUAGUCGUCCUGCAGUAUCAUCAUCAUGAUCCAACUGGGGGCAAGAUGCCCAAGUGGGUCCAGCUCUUCUUGUUCCAUUGGGUUGCCUGGUUUCUCCGAAUGAAACGUCCUGGAGAGACUGGAGACCCUGAACGCCCCCCCUGCAGCUCAAACCUCAGAAGAUGUUCUUCCACCUCUGGCAGUUUGCAUUCUCCUCCAGAACAAAAUCACCAUGUUCACGUGACAUCAUCUCACCUGCAGACCCCGUCAACCUUGACCAUGGGUGGUAUCCAUACAUCCUCCCUCAAUAACAAUGGCAACCUCCUCUACAUAGGCUUUCAAAACCUGGAUGAUCCCUCUCAGCUCCAUGAUUCCCACCAGCUCCCCGGACAGCACUCACGUACCCCAUCAGUGCAUCAACACCAGCCACCUCUGAUCACUCGCAAGGGCAGCCCACCACCUCACCACAUUCAGGGCGGGGAGAUGACGAGCUUUGGGAGCCCUCCAUCCCACAAUGCCUUGGGCUCAUUGGGAGGCACCAAUGGCUUGCCUGGUUUGAGUGUUUUAGCCAGUGUGGAGGGUGGCACCUGUAGCAGCGGACUUGGCGUCGGGACAGCAGGGAUUGGCAGCAUUGGGGAUCCCCAGUUAAACUCCAUCUUAGAGGAAGUACGUUUUAUUGCUGAUCGAUUCAGAGAACAAGAUGCAGGGGAGACAAUCACUGAACAGUGGAAGUUUGCAGCAGCUGUGAUCGACCGACUCUGUUUGGUAGCUUUUAGUAUCUUCAACAUCAUCUGCACAAUCUCCAUCCUCAUGUCAGCGCCCAACUUCGUAGAGGCCGUUUCCAAGGACUUCAUCUAAGUGGAUUGCUUCAAAUUGGCCUUAACCUUAAAGCCUUUUCUUACAGAUAUGCUACUUUAUUCAGAGAACG